AUGAGACGAUAUAUGCCACCAGAAGUGCUAAAGGAAGAGGGUCCAUUUGCCUUCUUUGCAACGGAUAUAUGGUCCCUUGGAGUUAUUCUUUAUGAGGCUACAUUUGGCGAAAAGUUUUUGGGACGAAUUGAAGGGAAUGAUCGAAGUCUUUUUUAUCAGGCGUUGAAUUCAUUUUUCAAUUUAAAAGAUACAAUUGAUCUGGAAGCCACUUUCUCUGGAUACAAGCUCUGCUUCUCACAUCAAACCAUGUUGGAAGGAUUUCUGAGAUACGAUUACAGGACGAGGCUCAACUUUAAGCAAAUGGAACUACUACUCAAUUCAACAUGGGACGAGCCUGAGAAGGAUUCCGAGGGAAAGAAGUCCCUUUAUAGCGUGCCGGAUGUAACUUUUGGAUCUGGC
Molecule: messenger RNA, 399 nt
Organism: Mesorhabditis belari
Lineage: Eukaryota; Metazoa; Nematoda; Chromadorea; Rhabditida; Rhabditidae
Source: the annotation of a GenBank genome assembly